AUGGAAGGGGGUGGAGAGAGAAAGAGGAAAUCUCCUCUAAAGUUGGACUGGGAUAAGCUACUCGGGCAAGAGGACGACGAGGAUCCGGUUCUGUUGGUCAAGCCGGCGGCAGGGGCGGCGGCGGAGAAACCGAUGACUGACGGCGGCGAGGAGUCAUCCAGAGACGAUCACUUUCGGCAAACGUCUGAUGACGACUUGAAGAUAGAAAUUAAAAGGAUGAAGAACAAUUUCUCUGCUUUGGCCGCUAACUUGCCUGACCGCGGAGACAAGUUACUAGCUAGCAUAAAGCGGCGCGAAGAGGAGUUGGAGCGCAGAAAACAUCAGAAGGAAGAUGGAAGAUGCAAGAAGCCCAUGCAGUCAACUGACCCAACUUUUGUUGGUGUUUCUGAUGUCUCAAGGCCAGGGGCUUUAUCAUCUGUACCUACAUCGCAGUCCCUAUUUGCUUCAUGUUUUUCCAGGAAGUUGGAUGACAAAACAGGUUACCGGGCGAGCAAUGCCUUUGAAGAAGAAAUGUCAGCUCUUUCUCGCUGUGAUGGCAAGAAUAAGAGAGGAAAUGGGCAAUUUCAAUCUCAUGGAACACGGAAGAGUGGCUUUUCGUCAAGGCAAAUGCCUUUUAAAUCACCUAAUCAUCUUUUUGGAAACACUGACAAACAACUCCAGCUGAAUGAGGAGCAAAGAGGAAGAAACUCUUCUACUCCUUCCCCCCGUUCUGAAGAAGAUUUCCCUGGCUGUUUUUCGAAGAAGAGGGAUUCUUCUGAUGUACAAGCUUCACAUGAUCUGACUCAGAACAAUUUUGGAAAAACCGUUGUAUUACUGGAUGAGGACCCAGAGGUUUCAGAAGUAAUUGCACAAGACAAAGUCAAUGAACGCAUCAAAGAGACCAGGAUAUACUAUCCCUCAAGGGAUGAUCCAGAGGCAGUUGAAAUUGGUUAUUCAGACAUGGAAUGCCUAGCUCCAGAGUCGUAUUUGUCAUCAAUAAUAAUGAAUUUUUACAUCAGGUAUUUGCAGUCAAGGGCUCCGACAUGCGCUGAAAGUGACUAUUAUCAUUUUUUUAACACAUAUUUUUACAAAAAGUUAAAACAGGAUGUCCUGACCAAGAAUGACGAGGAAACUUCAUUUGUCAAGUUCAGAAGGUGGUGGAAAGGUGUCAAUUUAUUUGAGAAGGCUUAUAUAUUUCUACCUGUUCAUGAAGAUCAGCAUUGGAGCUUGGUUAUUAUUUGUAUACCUAGUAAAGAAGAUGAAUCGCGUCCAAUGUUACUUCACUUGGAUUCAUUAGGGCUUCAUGCAAGCAAGUCCAUAUUUGAAAACAUCAGGAGCUUUCUAAUAGAAGAGUUGAAAUUUUUAAGACAAGAAGUUUCGCCUGAUUUUCAUAUUACGGACAAAAUAUGGCAACUAUGGCAAAGAUUCGACGAGAGAAAAAUUGAGGUGCCACAACAAAAAAAUGAAUACGACUGUGGUCUCUUUGUUCUCUAUUUUAUGGAACGUUUCAUUAAAGAUGCUCCUCAAAGGCUGAAAAGGAAAGACAUGUCUAUGUUUGGCAAGCAGUGGUUCAGACCUGAGAAUGCCUCUGAUUUGAGGAGAAAAAUUCGGACUAUACUCAAAAUAGAGUUCAGAAAUGCAAGUGAAGUAAGAGUUCAGCAAUGCAAGAUUGUUACUGUAUUCUCGGUCUAUGAUAUCCGUGCUCUUCCUCGGCCGUCUUGGCGAGCUCUCAUUGCUCCCUACAAGUCUUCAUCAUUGGUCACCCGGUUUUGGAGUUCUCCCCCCAUUACCUACAACAGAAACAGAGAAUAA
This is a messenger RNA of Fraxinus pennsylvanica, 1791 nucleotides long. The record is from the annotation of a GenBank genome assembly. NCBI's taxonomy places the organism in Eukaryota, Viridiplantae, Streptophyta, Magnoliopsida, Lamiales, Oleaceae.